CCUGCAGAUAAGACAGUGGCUAGAAGGAGGGAAGGAAGGAAUCUAGCUGUCCUUAACACAAGGUGCUUGGACCACUGAAUCUCUUUUUCCCUACUGUGUUUCUGUGGGCUGAGCCUGUUCUGUUCCUAGGUCUUGGUCCCAGUACAGACUGAAGCAGGGUGAAUGAUGUACGGACUGCUGUGUGAGUCUCUGCAUGACUUCAUCAAGGAGUCGUAUGGAGAUGAUGUGUGGAAACUGGUCAGAGAGAGGGCAGAUGUCAGGCUACACUCCUUUGUCACCCACCAGGUGUACAGUGAGAGUGUCAUCCCGCGUAUUGCUAAGGCAGCAAGCGGAGUGACAGGAACCCCCUACAACGAGCUCAUGAACUCCUGGGGGGUCUAUUUCCUGGGCUUCGUAGGGAAGUACGGUUACGACAGGAUCCUCAAGGUGUUGGGUCGUCAUGUGCGUGACUUUGUGAAUGGGCUGGAUAACCUCCAUGAGUACCUGCGCUUCAGCUACCCCAAGGUCCAGCCCCCUACCUUCUUCUGUCAGGAGGAAUCAGCUACCGGAGUCACCCUCCACUACAGGAGUAAGCGUAAGGGUUACCUGCACUAUGCCAUGGGCCAGUUGAGACAGAUGGGGAAACAGUUCUACGACACAGACAUCCACGUGGAGGUGCUGUCUGAACAACUGGUGGGAGAUUACUCACACGUCACCAUGAGGCUGAACUUUGACAACUCUGCCUACCGUUACAUCAUGAAGGAGGACGAGGAGGAGCAGGAGAUUCUGCCCAUCACCAGCGACUUCUUCUUCGAAGUCUUCCCCUUCAACAUCGUUUUCAGACAGGACAUGGUGGUGCACAACGUGGGCUCUGGCCUGGCCACAGUCUUCCCUGACCUGGAUGGGAAAAAGAUAAAUGAUGCCUUCCUGCUGGCGCGCCCCCUGGUGGAGUUCACCUGGAACAUGAUCAUCUCCCACCCCAACAACCUGUUUGAGAUCAUGUCCAAGGAGCCAGUGAAGAGAGAGAGGAACCUUCAUAACAGAGUCCAGAAUUCGGACUAUGAGAAUGCUAACCGUACAGCUGACGUAGACGUAGAGCUCAUGGCCUUCCAGUCCAUCAUUGGCGAUGACUACAAAGGUCAAGAUCCUUUAGAACGGUGUUUCUCAAUCCUGGUCCCAGGGAUCCAAAGGGAUGGCAACAGUGCUAAUGCUAUGGAGAGCUGGGGUGAUGGCAGUCGCUGUCUGAAACUGAAAGGACAGAUGAGAUACAUGCCUGAGUGGGAGUCCAUCAUCUUUCUGGGAACCCCUGUGAUGGAGAGUCUGAGUGCCAUGUUUAAAACCGGUCUCUAUAUCAACGACCUGAGUAUGCAUGACUCCAGUAGAGACCUGGUACUGGCAGGAACCCAGCAGUCGGAGGAACUCAAGAGAGCUCUCAUACAGGAACAGAAGAAGUCCAGUAAACUGGAGGAGAGUAUGAAGAUGCUAGACUAUGAGAUGAAGAAGACAGAUGAUCUGCUCUACAGGAUGAUCCCUAAACCUGUGGCCAAGAGACUACGCAAGGGAGAGCCUGCCGUCAACACCUGUGAGGUGUUUCCAGACGUGACCAUCCUGUUCAGUGAUGUGGUGGGCUUCACCCGUAUCUGCAGCCACAUCACGCCCAUGCAGGUGGUCUCCAUGCUCAACACCAUGUACACACUCUUCGACACACUCAGCGAGAAGCAUCGUGUCUUCAAGGUUGAGACCAUAGGUGAUGCGUACAUGGUGGUGGCGGGGGCCCCAGAGAAGACUAAAUACCACGCCCACAACAUCUGCGACAUGGCCCUGGACAUGGUGCGCUCCAUAGACCACCUCAAAGACCCCUCCAAUGGCAACAACAUACAGAUCAGAGUGGGGAUCCACUCUGGCAUGGUGGUGGCCGGGGUGGUGGGCCAUAAGAUGCCACGCUACGGUCUUCAUGGCGACACAGUCCACACCGCAUCAGCCAUGGAGAGCAACGGCAAGGAGAUGCACAUCCAGCUCAGCAGCGCCACCUAUGAGCACCUGAAGGGAAGCCACUUCAUAUUCGAGAGGAGAGGCACUAUCACCAUCAAGGGUAAUGUAGAGAUAGAGACAUACUGGCUGAAGGGAAAGAGGGAUAAGGACGGGAAUGCCCAGGCUGCCUGUCCCCAGUUUGAGACCCAGACCAUCAGCAAGGCCAUCAGUAAGGCUACUAUCUCAGCCCCUGAAGCCAGCGGAGACCAAGACAGACUGGUGUUCCCGUCGGUGGCAAGGGAGGAUGAGGAUGAUAUGAAGUCCAUACGUUCCCACCGUAUCAAGAUGGAUAUUUCGGGCCAUCACUCCCUGGUGGAGUCUCUGGAGGAAUGUCGUGCUGAGGAAAUGUCUGUCAGCAAGGUGAGAAGGUCUCACUAUAAGGAUGCCCUCCACCAUAACAACGGUCUACAGGACAGUCACAUUGAGCUGGACUCUCCAGAGUUUGACGUGCAUGAUUCCAUCAUGGCAUCUCCAGACGGCUCCAUUGACUCCCACUGCUCAGAGAAGAGCGCCAUGUGCUCCGUGUCGUGAACCCUUAGUCACCAUGGCGAUAUAGGCCACUUAGGGCGAAGGCUCAAGCUGUGGCUGAUAAUAAUGAAAGUUACACUAUAAUAACUUUAUUGAAAAAAACAUGCUUUUAUAUAUUUGUUUCAUUCGUUACAAAACGCUGAAAGCUCGGGUAACAUUUAACCAUGAACAUUGUUUUAUUACAGAGCGCUGUUGUGCCUUAUUUGUCCAAUGUGUCCAUGUUAUGGCAAUCUAUGUACGAUUAAAGUAGUCCAGGCCAACGUGUGAUAACACCAGAAAUGUUUUAUCUGUAUAAAGAUUAGUCAUAUAUGUUUAAUAAUAUAUUCCUACACAUUGAAUAGAGCACAUAUAGUUACUUUGUAACACAUAGUUACUUCGUAACACAUACUAACUGUAUUCUGCCUUUCACUGUUAGCUCCCGCUGCAUGACUGAGUCCACUCCGCUGUGUCAGCCUUUCUCACGCAUAGCCUACUGCACUAACAGAACAGAACACCAUGUCAACACUGUGGAAAUAAAACAAGGUGACAGCAUAGCUAGAGCAAGUCUAAUGGAGCUUGUUUUCAUUGACAUGCACACAUAUACUGCAUUGGCAUUUGGGUUACAAUAGAGACCACUUACAGGCAAGUCAAUAAAGGUCAAACAUACACUGAG
Molecule: messenger RNA, 3190 nt
Organism: Coregonus clupeaformis (lake whitefish)
Lineage: Eukaryota; Metazoa; Chordata; Actinopteri; Salmoniformes; Salmonidae
Product: soluble guanylate cyclase 88E
Exons: 19
Coding region: 163-2541 (792 amino acids)
Biological process (GO): response to oxygen levels; nitric oxide-cGMP-mediated signaling; cGMP biosynthetic process
Cellular component (GO): guanylate cyclase complex, soluble
Molecular function (GO): guanylate cyclase activity; oxygen sensor activity; heme binding
Source: RefSeq, a predicted model, not a curated record